AUGACUACGUGUCCCACAAGGCUGACCAGUCCGAGUACCAGUGCGAAUCACGUAAGAGCAGCGAACAGCACUGAGAGACCCUCCACUCUGAGCGUACCACUCACGAAGCUGGCGAGGCGUGAGAGACACGCGAGAGGGUCGCGGGAGCUGCAUCUGGCCGCCACCACGAGUAGAAGCAGCAGGAGUGGUAGUAGGAGUAGCGUCGCCACCCCUACAGCCCCAACCAGCGUACCACUCACGCAGCUGCUGGGGCGUGAGGGACUCACGCCGGCGUCGCUGGGGCUGCAUGUGGCUCCGCAAGCGACGGGAAAAGGGGGGGUGGGUGGUGGGGGGCCGGUAGAUGCAGCGGCGGGGCCAGCAGGUGGAGUUGCGGGGCCGGUAGAAGGGGACGGCAGGAGCCGUCAGGAGGGGACGGCGGGGCCGUCAAGAAGGGACGGCGGGGCCGUCACGAAGGGACGGCGGGGCCGUCAGGAGGUGACCGGGCCGCGACGGGGGCAGGCGGCGGGGCCGCGUAAGGGCCUGGGCGGGGCCGCGACAGAGCCGUCGGCGGGGCCGCGUGAAAGCCGGGGCGGGGCCGCGUAG
Closterium sp. NIES-65 is the source of this 582-nucleotide messenger RNA. Lineage: Eukaryota; Viridiplantae; Streptophyta; Zygnematophyceae; Desmidiales; Closteriaceae. The record is from the annotation of a GenBank genome assembly.